AUGCUGCACCAAAGAGCUGACGGCACAUUUCUGAUAAGGGAUUCGACGAAUUUUCCAGGAGAUUACACACUAUCAAUGGCUUAUAGGGGAAAGGUGGAACAUUAUCGGAUCUAUCAAAGCGGGGGACAAAUCACAUGUGAUAAUGAGGAAUUCUUUGCGAACCUCACCCAAUUAGUCUCACACUAUAAGCGCGAUGCUGACGGGUUAUGUCAUCGUCUCGUAACUCCAAUAAUAUGCGAGAGCUAUCGAAUUCCCUCGAGCAGUGACACUAUUGAAGAUCGUACAAGUGCUUUUCUCAAAGCUGGUCUUGUUAUACCAUCCGGUGAUAUCCGUCUCGGUGACAUUAUUGGCCACGGCGAAUUUGGAGAUGUUUUGGUGGGAUUCUACAAAGACAAGAAAGUAGCAGUCAAAGUUUCGAAGAGACAUGGCAAUGGAAUGUUAGAUUCGUUGUUGGAUGAAUCACGGUUUAUGGUAGGACUGUCUCAUCGAAAUCUAGUGGCCUUGAUUGGCGUUGUGUUAGAUGAUGCCAACAUUUAUAUGGUGACGGAAUACAUGGCGAAUGGGAACCUUGUGGACUUGUUGCGGUCAAGGGGACGACAUCAAUUGGAAAAGACACAGCUGAUUCAGUUUGCGAUGUAA
Molecule: messenger RNA, 639 nt
Organism: Cooperia oncophora
Lineage: Eukaryota; Metazoa; Nematoda; Chromadorea; Rhabditida; Trichostrongylidae
Source: the annotation of a GenBank genome assembly